UGUUGCAAAGGGGUGGUGGUUUUUAAAGGCGAAAUCAUGUCCGGUCGCGGCAAGCAGGGAGGUAAGGUGAGGGCUAAGGCUAAGUCCCGGUCUUCUCGCGCGGGGCUGCAGUUCCCGGUCGGCCGUGUGCACCGCCUGCUUCGCAAGGGUAAUUAUGCUGAGCGAGUGGGAGCCGGGGCCCCCGUCUACUUGGCUGCAGUGAUGGAGUACCUGACAGCUGAAAUCUUAGAGCUGGCCGGGAACGCAGCCCGCGACAACAAGAAAACUCGCAUCAUCCCCCGCCACCUCCAGCUGGCAGUCCGCAACGACGAGGAGCUGAACAAGCUGCUUGGGGGAGUCACUAUUGCUCAGGGGGGCGUCCUGCCCAACAUCCAGGCAGUGCUGCUGCCUAAGAAAACCGAGAGCCACAAAGCCAAGGGCAAGUGAGAUCUGCGGAAUUGGACCUAGACUUAGAGACAUUGCAAAUACCCAAAGGCUCUUCUAAGAGCCACCCACUCACUUCACUGAAAGAGCUGUGGAUCUGUGCUCUGCUUGUUAGGUGGGGGGUGCUGGGUCCUUAACUUAGUGCUUUUGGGUGUAAUUUUAUUUCUCAGAGAAAGCUCAGAAAGAUUUUUUUUAAGGUGCUUUCCCUAUUACCCUUUGUCUUUAAUGACACCUAUUACCCUAGGCUGCCAUGCCAUGGCAAGAUCACCCCUCCCAGUGCAGAGGACAUAUAGCACCAGCCCCCUUUAUGCAGCACUGUGUCAGAGGGGUUAAACAGGCCAAUCUGCUGCUUUGCAUUCACCAAAAAAGCUAUUGUCACUGGAGCCAGCCCUUCCUGAGCAUGCGCUGGAAGCAGCUUUGGGGCCUUCAGCCUUUCCCCAUGUCUCUGGGCAGCUGGUUUUCAUUAAAGGGCAGGACCCAGGUUUCCUGCACUCAGAUGGGUUGCGGACAAAGUGACCCUUCUCGAGCAACCAUGUCCUGAUUGCCUGUUCAGCAACUGAGAUGUUCUGGUGCCAAGGUGCAGCAAAGAGGGACCUGCUUUCUCAAGGAGUCACCUCUGCAGCCGCUUGGCCAGAUCUUUUACUAAAUGGGCAGUUACUGGAAAAAUUUCUAUCCGCUCUCAUGGCACCUUUCUGAUGCCCACAAAUUCUCCAAUAAAGCCAGCUUUCAUCACCUACUGAGUAAAAAUAGGUUUGUACUUUUCCUGUGUUGUUCCCCUCCUCUUCACCUCCCUUCCUGUCCACCACAGACUUCGGGUAAAAUUUUAGGUAAAUAUCUAUGCAGGCAUUUCAGAUCCUGUUCCUUAAUAUCCCACCCUAAAAAAUAAGAUGUGCUAAGUACAUGUCAGGGAAUUAUACAAAGAAUAGUUCAAAAUUAUGCACAGAAAAACUCAAAAUUGUGCAAAAUUAAUUACUUUUAAAAAAUAAACUAAA
Messenger RNA from Alligator sinensis (Chinese alligator), 1415 nucleotides. RefSeq names its product histone H2A.J-like. Gene Ontology annotation, molecular function: protein heterodimerization activity; DNA binding; structural constituent of chromatin. The record is from RefSeq and is a predicted model, not a curated record. Gene Ontology annotation, cellular component: nucleosome. The coding region runs from base 37 to 426 and encodes 129 amino acids. The transcript has a single exon. Lineage: Eukaryota; Metazoa; Chordata; Crocodylia; Alligatoridae.